Messenger RNA from Microstroma glucosiphilum, 2814 nucleotides. RefSeq lists its product as hypothetical. The transcript has 2 exons. NCBI's taxonomy places the organism in Eukaryota, Fungi, Basidiomycota, Exobasidiomycetes, Microstromatales, Microstromataceae. The record is from RefSeq and is a predicted model, not a curated record. The coding region runs from base 287 to 2779 and encodes 830 amino acids.
GGAUGGUCUUUGGGGUCCUGUCUCUACCACAACAAACAUCGUCGCCAUCUCGCCGCUCCGCCUCCUUGAUAUCGAAUCCAAUCCAUCAUCCUCUUCCUUGACGGAUUCAUCCUCUGCUCUCGUUGGCCGCCCGCGAUGACUCCCAGAUAAGCAGUCAAAACACUCUUCCUCAGUUCCGUCGGAGGGGCUCCGCAUAUUUACCUCCGUACCAUUCUCGGGAAGCAAUUGAUAUCGCGCCCCAGGCGCCUCUUUCUGGGGCAGACAAGGACACCUCACAACUACUGCAAUGAUGCUCUCGAGAUCCAUCUGGAGAUCGCAGCUUCCUUCAGCAGGAGGGCAUAAAGAAGCUGAGAUGCAAGAGGCGCAGUCGAGCAAGGUCAGGGUGGAGGAUAUUGAUAUUGCUCAGAGUGACUUGUCUUGGGCAGACGAGUCCUUUACCCAACGCAGCAAUCAGCGCAAGAGCCCGUCUCUUGCUGCCGAGCCCACAGUCGAUUUCCCCCAAAGUCCUUACAUUGCAGAAUUCUUCGCUCCUUCAACAGCAUCUACUUCGAAGCCAAUGUCGAGAUCGAGCCGGAAUUCUUCAUCUGCUUCCAGAUCAGACGACUCGUCUCUAGCAGAGGCAGCCAAGACUAGCUUGACGCUGCCGUCCAGCGCAUCCUCAGCAGCAUCUCAGGGAGGCAGUGCGACCCCAAGUGGAAUUGACCCAGCCGACGUCAUGAAUAGCAGGAGGGAUAGAUCAGCUGCAGCAAAGAAGUCUCGGCGUGCACAAUUUCAGACCAAGUCUGCACCUUCCACACCGCGAGGCAAUCGCAGGGCGCUGGCCGGAUCAGCUGACGCUCCGCCGCCAGUACCCGAUCUUCCCAGUCUAGCAUCACCAAUGCAGGAGCGAGUCGAAGAAGCGCCGAGCCUUCGCCAGUCCUUCAGCUCGCGCAAUCUCGCCUCUCUUCGUAAUCUAGCGGCUGCUUGGGUUCCUGGAAAGGGGCGCUCCACUAACGACUCGCAUUCACCAGCUGGAGGUCGUUCCCCGGAGCUACAGACUGUCGGACAGCAGCAACUCGUUCCUCUCCCCAAGGAUGGAGACAAGCAACUAGCUGCCCUGCCGUCCGCGCGUCGGGGGUCUGUCCGCCUAGAUAGGCGCAGGAUAGACAAGGCUGCCAGCCUUGCGAUGGAAGCGGCAGAAGCGGCAGAAGAGGACGAACGGAUACGCCGAGAGAAGGAGCGGAGGAGGAAAGCUAGAGCCGCCGAGCGAAUUCGACGAGCAUCGAUAGCAGAGAAAGAAAGGCGACAACGAUCCACCCUCCUGGGCAGGAUCAAGACUCUGUCUGAGUAUGGAGCCUUGAGCGACGGAGAGGGAGGCUCCAACUUUGGCAGUCUAUACUGGAGGAAGCAAGGCUCAGCCAAAGUUUCGAGCUCGCCUCCAAAGAGCAUUCCUCUUCGGCCUCGGACGACUCCCAAUUCACCACACUCGAGCGACGAAGACUUCCUCUACCAAGACGAUGAUGACUACGAUGACCUGAGCGAGACCGAUGACGAUGACGAAGAAGACGAUGAGGAGGAUAAUUUCUCCCUCUCUCUAUACUUGUCCUCGCUUUCUUACCUGCUCUCAGCACUGCCAAGCCGGGAUGCGGCUCAACUUCCCGAGAAGGAGCGGGACGCACUCCGGGCUAAGCUGCAGGAGGUCUUGCGAGACAUUGGAGGUGAUGAGCAGAACUCCUUGCUUGAUGGCGGCAGCAGCGCUGGUCCAGCUACUGAGGCCGCAAGGGAAGAGAGACUACGGGAGUUGCUGGAGACUGAGCUCAGAAGAGCUGAGGCCAGGAUGACUGGGGGCUCUCAAAGCGGAAGAUCAGCCAAGACCAAUAGCGGACCACGCAUCCCGACGAAUGGAGAUGCUUCGAGCCAGUCAGGCAAUAUGCUGGCUUCCACGGUCGCCUACUCUGCCCUAGAGUUGACUUUUACCGUCGCAGCAGCCGGACUUGGACUCGUCGGCAGCGGUCUGUCGAGGUUUGUGCCUCCAGUGCCUGCUGAUAAGGCCCAGGCUCCUCUAGAGUCCAGUACAGUGCCUGGUGCAAAGAUCAUUGGGGAGGUGGCUGAGGACAACUUGGCUCUCUCAAAGCAGGACAGGCCACUUCUCACUAUGGACCAAACCGCAGUUGCAGUAGCACCAGCUGCUCCGGCCAAGAGGACGAAUAGGUCUGGCGGCGCGGGUAAUGGCCUUCAGUGGGAUCUCGCCAUGGCUCUGGCUUCCUCGACUGCUUCUACGCUUUACGGCUGCCUAUCCUCGGCUGCAGACGAAGCUGCUCGCCAAGACGCUGCUUUGACGAAGGCACGACAGCAGGAACGCAAGGGACAGUCGGAUGAAGCGAUCCUGGCUGACCAUGCGGCGCUGGCUGCAGUGACUGAGGAGGACAUGAGAAAUAUGCCCGAGGAUCAGCUCAUCCUCCUCUCCGCGUCCUUUGCACGAGCUCUAAAGCACUCUCCUCUCCCGUCGCAAUUGGCUUCAUUGUCCUCGCAACUGCUGGCACUUCUGCACUCCGUCGACGAGAGGUACUCGCUCACUAAGCGAGCCACCGAUGAGGCUCUGAAGCGGACACGCCAAGGGUUGGGCUAUGCCAGGCGCAGGGGCUGGCAUGUCAAGGUGGUCCGAGCCGCUUGGGCAGUUGUGGAGAUGAGCGUGGCGGGUGUAGAAGCAUGGCGAGAAGAGGAGACGCCGAAUGCCAAUGGUGGAGGUGCUAGUCAGCUGCCCAAUGGAGCAGCGGCUCAGGGACAGGGGAAGCGGUGAAGGUCGGCACUAAGGGGGAUCGGUGCAGAGUCGCG